AUGCCCCAUUCAUAUUCCUCAAGUACCUCGCAAGGAAGCACGAAGAGCGGGUUUAGCUCUACGGGGUCUCAGAGCUCACAGGGAAAUAGCCAGACCUCGAGGCCCAAGACACAAAAACCCCUUAUCCACAACAGCGGAGGUAACAGCCCAGACAGCAAGAGGACUUCAGAAUGGGACGGCGGCCGAUGGAAGUAA
Uncinocarpus reesii 1704 is the source of this 195-nucleotide messenger RNA. RefSeq lists its product as uncharacterized. NCBI's taxonomy places the organism in Eukaryota, Fungi, Ascomycota, Eurotiomycetes, Onygenales, Onygenaceae. The coding region runs from base 1 to 195 and encodes 64 amino acids. The record is from RefSeq and is a predicted model, not a curated record. The transcript is spliced from 2 exons.